GAUCUGAAGCAGCCCUUUCCCGCAGAGCGGCAAUGUGAGCCCCUGUCCCGGCCAUGGCCGAGCCCGCUGGAGGGAGCAGGCUGCACCCGCCGCCCGCGGGGCGCAGGAGGUGACGGACUCCUCAUGAGAGUCCCCAGCAGGGGGUCUUGGAGACUUGUCCUGUGUACGCCUGAUCCUGCACUCCCACCAGCCUGGGGACAAAAGUCUGGGCUGGGGGUGACCACAUGCCUCGCAGGUGCUCGGGACGCCGGGGAUCACUGCGUGCUGAGGCCAGCACGGAGACAUGAGUGGCAGCGCGAGCCAGCGCGCCGCCGCCCUGGGGGUCCUCUUUGCCCUGAUCAUGUUGCUGAUCAUCUACAGCUCCGGCAACGGGAGCGAGGUCUUCCCCUACAGCCGCCUGCGGGGCAGAGCCCGCCGGCCCCCCAACCUCAAGAAGUGGGGGGUGAAAAGCGGGUACCUGCCUGUCUGUGGGAACAAGACCCUGACUGCCCGCUGCCACCAAUGCGUCAUUGUCACCAGCUCCAGCCACCUCCUGGGCACCCACCUGGGCACGGUCAUCGACGGGGCCGAGUGCACCAUCCGCAUGAACGAUGCUCCCACCACGGGCUACAAUGCUGAUGUGGGCAACAAGACCAGCUUCCGUGUGGUGGCCCACUCCAGCCUCUACCGUGUCCUCAAGCGGCCCCAGGAAUUCGUCAACAAGACCCCAGAGACCAUCUUCAUCUUCUGGGGGCCUCCCACCAAGAUGCAGAAGAGCCUCCUGAAGAUCAUCCAGCGUGUCUGCGCCUCGUUCCCCAACAUGACAGCCUACGUUGUCUCCCCUGGCCGCAUGAAGCAGUUUGAUGACCUGUUUCGGGGAGAGACAGGGAAGGACAGGGAGAAGUCCCGCUCGUGGCUCAGCACUGGCUGGUUCACCAUGGUGAUCGCGGUGGAGCUGUGCGAUGCCGUCCAUGUCUAUGGCAUGGUGCCACCCAGCUACUGUGGCCACCACCCUCCACCCCGCCGCCUGCCCUACCACUACUACGAGCCCAAGGGCCCCGACGAGUGCACAACCUACAUCCACAACGAGCGGAGCCGCAGGGGCAACCACCACCGCUUCAUCACUGAGAAGAGGGUCUUUGCCAGCUGGGCCGGCCUCUACAACAUCACCUUCUCCCACCCCACCUGGACUUAGGGGCUGCCCCACACCUGCUGGGUAGACUCCUGGAGCUGGGAUGGAUGGGGGUUCCCCUGCAUCCCCCUGGGAGUGGGGGGAGCCCUGGCUCAGGGUGCCACCAGCUGCCUCCCACAGGACCACUGCUGUUGGUGGCUCCUUGCACCUGGGAUGUGUUGGGUUUUGAGCUGGUUUUUGGGGGCCAGGUGGUGAAUGUAAGAUUUGGGGUGUCCUCCCUCCAUGUGCAGGAUACUUGGGUAUGAUAUCCUGCCCCAUCCUGGUCCAUGCACAUUGCAGCCCUUGUGAGCCUAUAAGGGGGUUCCAGGUCCCCUCAGCCCAGUUUUGGUUUACACCACUUCUGGGGUCAACACAGAGAUUGUUUGCCCCAACCAUCUGGGUGGGGAGAUACCCUCAUGGAGCUCAGCCCCCCUCUGCCUUCCCCAGCCUCCUCAUCCCCAGUCCUCAGUCAUCCUUCCUGCAGCAGAACCCCACAGUUUUUGGUGGGACCCCAUGGGGGCAACAUUGCCACCCUCCCUGUCCCAGCACCCCAAAAACAUCAGCCACUCCUAGCACCGCUGUGCCCCAUACUGCCAAAAGCUUUUCUAACUGAAAGAUGGGCUUUUGGGGAGCUUUUUGGGGGUUUUGGCUUUUUUUUCUCCCUGCUUCUAAUCCUGGGGAUUGUACUUGGGUUUCCUGGAUGAAGGAGUGAGCAGGGGCUGCUCAUUAGUGAUAACAAAGGGCCAGCAGCUGCUUAUAAACAAUUUAGAAGUGGGCAGGUAAUGGGGGGCAGUGGUGCCUCUUGGUACCCUGUGGCUGGAACAGGACUUUGUUAUUAAUUUCUCAGCAGCAGAGAAGGUGAUCUGGGGAAAGCACCUAAAUACGGUGUGUGGCCUUGGCAGGAAUCCAUUCCUCAGUUUCCCUCUGGUUGGGGUUUUGGGGGGCUCGGUGCUGGGGGAAGCAGUGGGGCACCCAUGUUUUGUAAUUGUUUGUACAGGAAUAAAUAUUGCUGCAGUCUGUUACCUUGA
Messenger RNA from Cyanistes caeruleus (blue tit), 2178 nucleotides. The record is from RefSeq and is a predicted model, not a curated record. Lineage: Eukaryota; Metazoa; Chordata; Aves; Passeriformes; Paridae.